GCGGGUCGCCCUCACGUUACCUCGAUCCCCUUCCACGUCCGUUCACCAGUUCUUUAAUCGCGCCUCCCAAUUUCUUUAUCCCCGCCACGGAGAUCGGAGAUCAUCACCCUAUCAUUCUUUACCUGCCCGCCUGCCCGGUGGUUGCACCGAUCGAAUGGAAGCCGCAGCGGCAGCGCCUCGUUUGACCUACCCUUCUUCUAUACCACUCUGAGCCCGUACGGGGGAUCGCUGGACGCCCACGCUGCUUGCCCGUCCGUCCGUCCGUCCAUGGAACGCAGGUCAAAAGGAAAGAAUAGUUCAACAGCCAAAUGGGGCCGCAGUUGCCGUGUUGCUGGACUUGAGGCACCAGGCACCCCGUCCACGCCAAGCCACCAAUGGAGACGCGCGCGGGGCUCCCGGACCGUAAUGGCGGUGCCUUCUUGAUCGACCGGGCGGCGGAGAUGGACGGCCCCUUCGUCGUCGUCGGCCAGACGGGCACGGGCGGCGGCGAGGGCAGGGUCGGCGCCACCAACAUCGGGAGGCUGCGGCAGGGGAAGGCCAAGGGGGGCGGCGUCAACGUCACCUCGUGGCACCUCAGGGUGUUCGCCGUGGUGGUCGGGGUCAUGGGCUGCCUCCUGCUCGCCGCCUCCCUCGUCAUGUCCGCGCUUCACCAGGUGCAGUUCCGGAACGGUGCCAUCUCCGUCAACUUCAGGGGCCUCCAGGAGCUCAAGCAGAAUUUUGUCAAGAAGGAACAGUCAGAGCAGAUAAUGCAUGAAAGACUUUUGCAGAUGGCAGCUUUGGCCACCACCAAGAACGAGACAGGCAGUGGAAAUUUCGCACUGUGGGAGGAACCCUACAGACAGGCGCGGAAAUGGACACCCUGCGCCGCCAAAUACACCUUGGUCGAAGAAGAGCCUAGCGAGAACAACAACGGCUUCGUUCUCAUAAGCGCAAACGGCGGCCUGAACCAACAGCGUGUCGCCGUGUGCAAUGCUGUUGUCGUUGCAGCCCUGCUUAAUGCCACGCUAGUUCUGCCCCGGUUUCUUCACAGCAGCGUGUGGAAGGACAAGAGUCAGUUCGGCGACAUCUACCAGCAAGAUUACUUCGUGAACUACAUGAAGACCGAUGUACACAUUGUGAAAGAUUUACCACCCCAUCUUCAGUCGCUGGAUCUCGAGGCAAUCGGCAGCCAAAUCACCGAUAACGAGAUCACGAAAGAGGCUGAGCCAUCUGAAUUCAUCAGAACUGCACUUCCCAUUCUUCAGAAAAAUGGCGUUGUUCAUUUCCUCGGAUUCGGUAACCGUCUCGGCUUCGACUCGGUUCCUGCCGAUCUGCAGAGGCUGCGGUGCAGAUGCAACUUCCACGCACUCAAGUUCGCCCCGGAGAUCCAGAAGCUGGGCUCGCUGCUGGUCCAACGGCUGCGGGGGGUGAGCGCGAUGCAGACGGAGAUGGACAAGCAGCUGUUCGGGAGCAACAUGCUGGACCGGCCGUUCGGGGAUAAGGGCAGCGACGACGCCGGCGGGCCGACCAGGUACCUCGCCCUGCACAUGAGGUUCGAGGAGGACAUGGUGGCCUACUCCCUCUGCGAGUUCGGCGGCGGCGAGGAGGAGAGGAGGGAGCUGCAGGCCUUCAGGGAGACCCACUUCCCGGCCCUCGCGGCGCGCCUCCGGAACACCACGGUGUCGCCGGAGGAGCUGCGGAGCCAGGGGAGGUGCCCGUUGACGCCCGAGGAGGCCGGGCUCAUCCUGGGCGCGCUCGGCUACGAGCGAGGGACGUUCAUCUACGUGGCCGGGUCGCAGAUAUACGGCGGCGCGGCGCGGCUGCGCCCUCUCACGCGGCUGUACCCGAACCUGGUCACCAAGGAGGACAUCCUCUCCUCCGACGAGCUCGCGCCGCUGAAGAACUUCUCCUCCCGGCUCGCGGCGCUGGACUUCAUCGCGUGCGCCUCGUCGGACGUGUUCGCGGUGACGGACUCCGGCAGCCAGCUGUCGUCGCUGGUGUCGGGGCACCGCGUGUACCACGGCAGGGGCCGCGCGCCGACGCUGCACCCCAACCGGAAGCGGUACGCGCAGAUCCUGUCCGAGGAGGCCGGCAUCGAGUGGGCCGGGUUCCAGAGGAGGGUCAGGGCCAUGGUGGACGAGUACAAGCGGGUCCGGGCCCGGCCCAGGGGCCGGACCGUCUACCGGCAGCCCAGGACGCCCGGGUGCAUGUGCAGGGCCGGUGGCGACGGCAGCGUCGACUUCUGAAUUUUCUAUUCUGAUGAAACGACACGAUGGCCGGCCAUUCUUCUCCUUUUGCGGUUACUAUUUGUUUCGUUCUUUUGUGCAUAGCUUAACUUGUAAUCUUUUCUGUAGCUCUAGGAACAUGGCAGGUUCGGUUGAAAGGUAUAGAGUACAUGCGGUUUGAUAGAUUGUAAAAGAGGGGGUUUGCUAGGGAGAGUUGUACAGAAGAUGACAUAUUACGUCUUGCUAAUAUUAUUUGUUGGGAAAAUCUAA
Hordeum vulgare subsp. vulgare (domesticated barley) is the source of this 2474-nucleotide messenger RNA. Its product is annotated as O-fucosyltransferase 8-like. NCBI's taxonomy places the organism in Eukaryota, Viridiplantae, Streptophyta, Magnoliopsida, Poales, Poaceae. The transcript is spliced from 10 exons. The coding region runs from base 375 to 2225 and encodes 616 amino acids. The record is from RefSeq and is a predicted model, not a curated record.